Messenger RNA from Entrophospora sp. SA101, 603 nucleotides. Lineage: Eukaryota; Fungi; Glomeromycota; Glomeromycetes; Entrophosporales; Entrophosporaceae. The record is from the annotation of a GenBank genome assembly.
AUGACAAAUGUUGACGUUGAUCUUGAAAGUGUUUACCAAGACUAUUUGGCGUCUUUACAAGACUUGACCUUCAACUCAAAACCUAUUAUUACUAACUUAACUAUUAUAGCUCAAGAAAAUAUACCAGCUGCAAAAGCAAUCGCUAAAUCAAUAGAAAAACAAAUCCAUAGUUGUCCGCCUGAACAUAAACUUCCUGUUUUAUAUUUACUUGAUUCUAUUAGUAAAAAUGUUGGUGGACCUUUUGUUCAUCUAUUCUCAAGAAAUCUUUAUAAUAUUUUUAUGGAAACCUAUAAUUCUGUUGACCAAGCCACAAAAUUAAAACUUGAAAAAGUGUUGGUUACUUGGAAAGCUGGUUUAAAUGGUUGUGGACCUAUAUUCUCUAAUGAUGUAAUUGCUUUAAUUGAAGGAACAUUAACGAAACAUAAUCAAAGGUAUAAUAAUAACCAUCAAUUAAGGAGUCCAAUUGAUAAUGCUGCUACUAAUAACCUUAUUAAUGGUAAUAAUGUUGAUGGUGCUAAUGUAGAUGAUAAUAAACAUGCAAAUGGAAUUCCUGCACUUCCAACAAAUCCAAUUAUAGGAUAUUAUAACACUCAACAACAACAG